CUUUGUCCGCCCCCAAUCGUAACACUUGAUCACCAAACCACAGCCUGAACAGCGCUGUGUGUUGUCUACAUAGUUCUUGCUCGAGUAUAUUGACAUGUUGCACCUAAAAUGAAGAAGCCCAUCCAAGACUAAACACUACCAUCGGGCGCCGCACCAACACUGCACGAGUCAAUAUGUUUGCACGCCGCGGCACUCGGCUGCAAGGCCUGUCCAAAUUGUAUUCCGAUGCCAAACAGUCAUAUGAGAAUACCAGAGUCAGCCCGGCCGUCGCAAAUAUCACAGAAUCACCCGAACUUAAGGAAUUACGGCGUGGCUUCCAGAUUCAACAGGAUAGAUUGCUGGCUUGGGGCUUGCACUGGGCCGACAAUGGCCCUCCUGACUCCAAACAUGCGGAUGUCGAUAUCGACAAGAAGAUCAAUGAAGCAGGAUUGGGUGACGUGGUCAGCAGCGUUAUUACCGAGAUUCAGGGAAUCACCGACGAGAUCAGACGGAUGGGGGAUCGUGGAAGACGAUCCGAAAAGAACCUGGCGGCUCUGAGAGACCCCGAGUGGACCGUUCACGAGAUUCGAACACGAAAGUCAUUACUCGUUCGACUGACCGAGUGCCUCGACCUUCUCUACAGUCUGGAAGAGACAAGGGCAGCGGACGAGAAGGCAGAUGCCAAAAGACAAAAGCACGCGCACCAGUCUUCCGAAGCUACAGCCAACACCGACGUCUACGAUCACCCUCUUCAUAUCGACUUCGGAAGCCUGGAAUUCAAUGAUUAUACUUCGCAAGCAGCAGAUCCUCCACCCUAUGAUCCCUCCAGUGGUGCGGCUUCUAUCAAAGAGAGGUCGACGGCUUAUUACCGUGCUGCAUCACAGUCUGUCUUGGUCGAUUACCUUCCGGCCGACACUCCUUUGUACAUUAUCGGAAGCGCCGAUGAUGUAUUCGAGGUUCACGAACUUGGUGAAGAACUCUGUAAGAACAUAUCAUUGUCAUGGUGCGGCCACCUCAGACUCCUGGGCUUCACCGUCAAUCCUGCCGGGCCACGUUGCGCCAUGGUCUAUGCCUUGCCAGAAGGCCAUGACCACCAAACCUUACAGCAACAUCGGACCUUGAGCUCUCUCAUCACUGCGACAGCAAGCGACCUUAGUCAGGAUGCUGUGCAACCACCUUUAGAGGAUCGCUUUCGACUGGCUUACAAUCUGGCAUUGUCAAUCAUGGGUUAUUUCGCCCAUGGUGAAACACAUCAGCACAUAAAUGGCAGCAACUUCCUCAUUUUGGGCUCGAGCGAGCAUAUGCAUCGCACCAAGUCACCCAAGGAGAUGAGAUCUCCAUAUCUGCUACAGUCUUGUCAGGACUUCCUGUCACAAUCAGAAACGUCCGAGUCCUUCGCAACCCAUAUUUACAGACAUCCGGAACACGACGCUCGUGCUUCAGAAGUCGUUCCUGCCUAUGACAUCUAUAGUCUUGGACUAUUGUUGCUAGAAAUCGGUCUGUGGAUGCCUCUUUCCAGGUUUUGGAAACCAAAGUACAACCGCACAUUGUUCAUGGACAGGAUGCGGAGGAUAUAUUCGCCUAAGCUAGCCUCCAAGUGUGGAAGCAGGUAUAUGCGUGUCGUCAAAAGGUGUUUGGAGGCACCAGCAGAAUUGCAAUUCAGAAACAACUAUGAGGAUGCUGGAUCAUUCCUGUUGCAAGUUCUCAAAGACCUGCAGCAAUGCUGUGCACUGGACGAGAAUCCGCCUCCGCCUUCCGAUAUCGAGACCUUCGAGUUGUUAUUGAUCGAGCAAAUGUACAAGGCGGAAACAAAAGCCGAUGAGGAGAAAGCCAAGGCCAAAAGUGCAGACUUUGAAAUCAAACCACCGCUGCCGAAAAGAGCACUGUCGAAACGCAAAAUAGAUACCAUUCAGCAGCCGCCCGAGCCGGUCGAGACUUCUUUGCGCAAGUGGCCCCAAGUCGACAUCCCGCAGGAAGACCUUGAUCAAUGGAACACGGCUCUGAUGCCGAAAUUGGGCAGAAUACUGCAAAAUGCCCUGAAAGAUUCCCCAGAGUCAUGCAGCUUGAGUCUGAUGAUGUUUGGCUCCACGCCAGAGAAAGCAAGGACCACAAUAUGCGUACAGUGUCCUCAGGUCAACAAAGUCCGCGACAUUUUGAGACAGGGCUUAAAGUUGAAGAAAGGUUGGGGUCUUGUUCUGCUCAACGGCGAAGUUAAGAGAAGUGGUAAGAGGAAAAGUGCCAAACGAUCGGGCUACAAUUCCAGACGCCAAAGCUCCAAAGUACUAGCACGAAAACCACGCGAGCAAAAGUUCCAACAGUAUCCUUCGAACGGCGCGAGUAUCGGUGCCUACAAGGACAACGAGCACCUGCCGCCAGUGUCGUUCGGCGGAACCAUCCUCGUCGACGGCGAGCCGUUUGGAAUGACAGUGCACCAUAUGCUUGACGUCCCCAGCGACGAUGAAGAAGAUGAUAAACCCAUCAUCCGCGAGCAGCCAAGACGAUCCGCAGGCCACCGAACAAUUCCGGGACAAUUUGAUACCUCCGCUGAUGUCAGCCAGAUGGACUCCGAAGACGACCUUUCACGAUUUUCCGAUCUGGAAAUAUCCGACGACGAGUUUGACGGCAGCGAUGAUGAAAGCCAAGCCAGUACAAUCCGCCCCGACUAUUCUAUCAUGGACGCCGAUGGAAACGAGUUCUGGUUUCUAGAGGACUCAACACCCGAACUAGACGACGACGAAGGUUCUGAUGACGACGAUGUAUCGUCCUCAUCGAGUGAUGAUGUCGAUGAUGCAGCGAGUAUUGGCGAUAAGAUUGGCGUUGCGCCCUAUUCGGACGACGACUUCUGCGUGACGCAGCCGGCUAUUGAUGAUGUUGACGAGGACUUCUUUCCUAACGAAGAAGACCGUGACGAUGAUCAUCUGGCGAGUCAUUCGUUCGGGUACGUCUUUGCUAGUAGCGGGAUAAGACGUGUCAUCCGCGGCGAGAUGAAGCACGAAGUUGACUGGGCGCUGAUUAAGGUGCAUGAAGAGAGGUUGAAAGUUGACAAUGCGAUGCCAGAGAAGAUGACUACAACUUCCUCGACAUCUGCGAAGGCGGGGCCGAAAGGUGCAAGCACGGACACAUCUACAGGCACGGCGAAUCAGCAACCUGUCUUGACCAAGAUCAUGCCGUUGGCCAAGCUGCCUGGACUGCAAGUUCACUGUCGCGGGCGGUCGAGCGGGUUCAAGAAGGGCCGGAUAUCGCAGGCCAUGGCACUGGUCAAGAUGCAUGGGCGCCAGUCGUUUUCGAUAUCAUGGUGCGUCGAGGGCGGGUUUGGUGUGCCCGGCGACAGUGGCGCGUGGGUGUACGAUCCGAUCUCCGGCGGCCUGUGUGGACAUGUCCUUGCAUGGGGCGAAAGGAGUAAGACGGCGUACAUUGCGCCGAUGGAGGUGCUGUUUGAGGAUAUCAGGGGACGAUUGGGCGCGCAGUGUGUCGAGUUGCCGGUCCCAGGGGCCUUGAGAAUGAGUGUUGGUGCUAGACAGAAGGAUGCGGGGAUUGUUAUUGAGACCAGCACGGCGUGUCAGGGUGAUGGUGGCACGGAUGGUGGUAAUCUCGCGGAGAAGUUGAGACGGCUGAAGAUCGAGAAGGAGACGACGAUGAGGACGUUGGUGAUGGCAGGGCCUGUUUCGUGAUUGUGAGCAUGAACUACCUAGUUACUUAGAGCGUGCAUUGGUGUUGGUGUUCUUGUCUAGCGCCUCGAUGCUGGUUUACGAUUGUGCUUGCACCGUACCUCGAUGAGGGCUGGCCGGGCACCCAAUACCACCUUGAUACCAAUUGAUAUAGUCUUCUUUUCCUUACAAUGCUAGCAGG
Molecule: messenger RNA, 3828 nt
Organism: Exophiala xenobiotica
Lineage: Eukaryota; Fungi; Ascomycota; Eurotiomycetes; Chaetothyriales; Herpotrichiellaceae
Exons: 1
Coding region: 174-3650 (1158 amino acids)
Source: RefSeq, a predicted model, not a curated record